AAGCAAACGAAAGAAGGAAGAAAGGAGAGGAAAUAAGGAAGGAGCGAACAGGGAGAGCGUAAAUGGAAAGAUGAGGAAGGGGGGAGGAAGGAAAGAAGCGCGCAAGGAGCCUAGGGAGGGAAGGAGAAAGGGAGUGAACUAAUUCAUUUUCACGCUGUCGUCUCUGUCCCGUGAAGGCUCGCCGCGCCGCGCGUUAACCCACGCCGCUCCGCUCCGCACCGCACCGCUCCGCUCCGCACCGCACCGCUCCGCACCGCGCACAUUCUUCAACACGGUCGGGAUUUCACGUCCGACCCGCGCGCAGCUCCCACGCGGCGCUCCUCCGAGCCGACGACGGCCAGGCAGGCACCCAGCGGGGCGUCACGGGACCGGCAGCGCUCCGCCAGCAGGCACGCGAGCAGAGGCGAAGGCACCCGCACCCACGAGCCGAGCGAGCAACCAUGGAGGGCUCGGCCAACGGCUCGGACGCGGAUUACCGAAACCACACCGGCGGCGCGUGCCUGAACUUCACCGAAGCCGGCAACGGCACGAGCUUCGCGGAGGCGCCGUGCGAGGUGGACGACGCCAACCCGGUCAUCAUAGCGAUCAUCAUCACCGCUCUCUACUCCAUAGUGUGCGUGGUGGGGCUGAUUGGGAACGUGCUGGUCAUGUACAUCAUCGUCAGAUACACUAAAAUGAAGACCGCCACCAACAUCUACAUCUUCAACCUGGCGCUGGCCGACGCGCUGGUCACCAGCACGCUGCCGUUCCAGAGCGUCAACUACCUGAUGGGGACGUGGCCCUUCGGCGACAUGCUGUGCAAGAUGGUGAUGUCCAUCGACUACUACAACAUGUUCACGUCCAUCUUCACCCUCACCACCAUGAGCAUCGACCGCUACAUCGCCGUGUGCCACCCGGUCAAGGCGCUGGACUUCCGCACGCCGCGCAACGCCAAGAUCGUCAACGUGUGCAACUGGAUCCUGUCGUCGGCCAUCGGGCUGCCCGUCAUGUUCCUGGCCUCCACCGCCGCCAUACCCUGCCACAUCGUCGACUGCAAGCUGAUCUUCCCCCACCCCUCCUGGUACUGGGACACCCUGCUGAAGAUCUGCGUGUUCAUCUUCGCGUUCAUAAUGCCCGUCCUCAUCAUCACCGUCUGCUACGGCCUCAUGAUCCUGCGGCUCAAGAGCGUGCGCAUGCUGUCGGGCUCCCAGGAAAAGGACCGGAACCUGCGCCGCAUCACGCGCAUGGUCCUGGUGGUGGUCGCUGUCUUCAUCAUCUGCUGGACUCCCAUCCACAUCUUCGUCAUCAUCACCGCUCUGAUCAACAUCCCCAACUCCACCCUGCAGACCAUCACCUGGCACUUCUGCAUCGCCCUGGGCUACACCAACAGCAGUCUGAACCCGGUUCUGUACGGCUACCUGGAUGAGAACUUCAAGCGCUGCUUCCGCGAGUUCUGCACCCCGAGCCCGUCGGUGCUGGAGAUGCAGAACUCGUCCCGGACCGGCGCCACGGGCCGCAAGCUGCAGCAGCGCGAGCACAUCAGUGCAAACACAGGAGAAAGGUCCAAUCAGCAGGUAUGACUAGCCUUGGAGAGGUCGUCGGUUGACUCUCGUUGUUGCGGCGGCGUUGCCAACGACGAUCUCAACUCAGAGGUUACACAGGUCACGACAGGGCUCUGACCUCACACACAAACAAGCCAGGACACAAUCAAGUAGCUCAAUGACUGCGUAAGGCAUUUAAUUAGCACUCACCAUCCUUGUUUAUUACAAUGACAUAACGUCUCAUGACAUAACAUAAAGGACAAGCAUCUUCUAACACACACACCGAUAUAUAUUAUAAUUAUAAUUAUAAUUAUAUUAUAAUUUUUUUUUAAAUGUUUCUUUCAGUUUAACGUAAAGGAUUAAAUGAACACUCACACUAAACUCUUAACCUGUGUUAACAAAUGCACACGCUCUUUUUUUCGAGUUUGAAGAAAACAUGUAUUGUUGGUGAAUUAAGUCAUUAGAGUACAUUUAUAUUUUGUAUAUAUUCUCUGACCGACAUCAAAUGAAUUCUUUGCCCUGAAUCUGGCAGGAAAUGACUGAGCAGCUAAAUAUAAUAACGGUAUGAGGUGAAUGGGUAGAAGAUAGAAUCCCAUGACCGAAUCUGAGGAUACAUGGAUGUAAGCUGUAGAUCUAAGACGUCCAGUGACCCGUGGUCCAAUGAUGCCUGCUGUAAAAUCCUCUUUCGGACAUUGAAAAAGAGAAUAACUGGACAGUUGUUCAUCGCAGCCACCGUCACUGCCUCUGCGCUGACUCAGUACCGGUUCACUCCAUCAGGCCGUGCUCCCGGUCCAUUAGGACUGUUCUCCCCUGACUGAUCACGGCACCGAGCCGGCGACUGUGUCCACUCACAUCUGUGCUCUCUUCCAUUACAUCCUUCCUGUUUUCAUUCACCAGCCCCCCCCCCCCCCCCCCCCCCCCCCCCCCACUCCCCCGCUGCUGGUUUACUGGACCUGGCCUGUGGUUGUGCUUUCCCUGCUUCGUCAUGCUGAACUUGGCAUGUUUCGAGUGUACUGAGGGGAAACCAGCCGGAUCCGCGUGAACUGUGCAUCCUACGAACCAGCGAAGACGAAGAGGAUGUGUGCAAAGCGAGCACGUUUAUGAUUAACUCCAGCGGGUGUACGCAGGUUAAUCCCUCGUCUCGUUAAGUGUUUAACAGGUGGGCCGGGCGGGACCGUACAGCCGCUGUAAUCUUUCGACUUGCUUGAGCUUACGUGUUGUGCUGUGUUUUAUGUGUUACUGCCAUUUGCCUUUACAAAAGCUUUACUCAAUAUUUUGUGUAUCAGUAUUUUUACUAAAGCUUGACAACGAUGAACCUGAUUGUAUUAACGUCUGUGUAAAAUACUGUAAAUCGCCAGUCGCUCUUUUUUACAUGAAUUGAUGAAUUUGCCAUUAAACUGUGCGAUGAUGAGAUGGUGAACUACAGCAGUGCAUAAAGAAGGUGUAUAUAAAAUUAACAUGAUGCCUGUGAUACUGAAAAUUGUAAAUAUAUAUACAGUCUAUAUAGUUUAUAUUUCUUUCUUUGAGUUACUUGUGUGUAAUGAAGCAGUGCUGUUUAAAAGAAUCUACAUUAGACUGUUAUGUUACCCUUUCCUGUGUUCAGGCAUAGAACAGCUGUAAAGACAGAAAAACCGUUAAGAAAUAAAGGAUUCGCUCUCAGAAAAUCACAUUCUCUUAUAUGAAGGAUAGCAGAAUCACGUAUCAUGUGUUCUGUUUCAUUGACAAAUUUUUUUUGUAUAUGUGUCUUAAUCAACUGCACGUCAACUUAUGUGAUCUCAUAUUUCCCUUAACUCAUUUUAUUUCUUGUAGGUUUUUAGCUUCAUUUUUGCUUUGUUCUGUUUUGUUUUUGGUAUUUUGACGUCAUGUGGCCUUCAGAAGUUCACAAAAUACCCUGAAAAACAACGAAGCUAUUUCUUUUAAGUAAUGACUUGGAACACUGCAUGUUGCAUGAGGAAAUGCUGUAAAUAUAGACGCUGUGUUUGGAGGACAUUCUGACUUUCCUACGAAAGCAGCUACUUUAAUUCAUUGUGAGUCGGAAUUAAAUUAACUUAACACAGGUGACAUUUGACAUUAAUACAAUAUUUAUAAUUAAGCUUUUGCAGAAGGCGCCACUUGAGCCGCACAGAAGCUUCAUUCAAGCUAAAAGUACGACGCUGUCCUUGGUCUGUGCUCUUUGUAAUUAGCUUUGUUCACUUUACUUCUGACUCUGCGAUUGUGAAACUUGUAAUCUAAUGUACAGGCAAAUAUUUUUACUCGAAUGAUACUGUAACACAAAUAAUAUCAUUUUACUGUUAAUUGGUGUGCUGUCUGUGGAAUAAAGCGUGACCCUGAACUGUA
Messenger RNA from Betta splendens (Siamese fighting fish), 3857 nucleotides. RefSeq names its product opioid receptor, mu 1 (gene oprm1). Lineage: Eukaryota; Metazoa; Chordata; Actinopteri; Anabantiformes; Osphronemidae. Gene Ontology annotation, biological process: neuropeptide signaling pathway; G protein-coupled opioid receptor signaling pathway; sensory perception of pain. Bases 441 to 1559 code for a protein of 372 amino acids. The transcript has 6 exons. Gene Ontology annotation, molecular function: G-protein alpha-subunit binding; morphine receptor activity; G-protein beta-subunit binding. The record is from RefSeq and is a predicted model, not a curated record. Gene Ontology annotation, cellular component: neuron projection; membrane.